Kockovaella imperatae is the source of this 1247-nucleotide messenger RNA. Its product is annotated as mitochondrial tricarboxylate transporter. The transcript has 8 exons. The record is from RefSeq and is a predicted model, not a curated record. Bases 190 to 1092 code for a protein of 300 amino acids. Gene Ontology annotation, biological process: mitochondrial citrate transmembrane transport. Lineage: Eukaryota; Fungi; Basidiomycota; Tremellomycetes; Tremellales; Cuniculitremaceae.
CAACGACCGGGUGUCCACCAUUCCCUCACUCAACGCGGUGUAGGCAGCAUGUCAGAGGCAAGAGCAAUCGGAAAGAGGAAAAGCACCUGAGAAUGCAGGGUGAAAUCAUAGAUAUGUAGACGGGUUGGUCGAGCAGCAGCUCGCGCACCUCUCUUCCAAGAACUCCUACUCUGUUGAACACCCAAUAUCAUGACUCUCGCAUCUUCAUCCAAACCCUCAGCGAAUCGCAAGCCUACAUCCUAUGAGUCCCUCAUGGCUGGUGUAGCUGCCGGGGCCAUCGAAGGAGCUAUCACCUAUCCUACCGAAUUUGUCAAGACACGGGCGCAAUUUUCAGCAGAUGCAGGCGGGAAACGAGGGGUCAUGUCGAUAUUGACAGACACGAUAAAGACUCGCGGGAUAAGCGGUCUGUAUUCUGGCAGUGGUGCAAUGAUCGCUGGGAAUGGUUUGAAAGCGGGCGUGCGGUUCUUGACAUAUGACUCGAUCAAGGAGCUUUUGAGGGAUUCAAACGGAAAGAUGACGCCGGGUCGCACGGUUCUUGCGGGUCUAGCGGCCGGCGUGGUGGAAGCUACGAUUGCAGUCACUCCGUCCGAGACGAUCAAGACAAAACUGAUACAAGAUGCCUCUUCCCUCCAGCCCCAAUACACGAACAUGGUGAACGGCACGAUCGGUAUCUGUCGGACAGAGGGUGUCAUGGGUAUAUAUCGAGGCCUAUGGCCCACCAUCAUGAAACAGGGAGCCAACUCUGCUGUUCGAUUCACCUCGUAUGCUUGGAUACAAGGUCUCAUGAUCAAUUUUACGCAACCACCCUCGGGGAAGCUUUCAUCUACCAUGACUUUUGGAGCGGGAGCCAUGGCCGGGCUGAUCACAGUCUAUACGACGAUGCCUCUGGACAAUAUCAAGACUCGAAUGCAGUCUACCGGAGCCUCGUUGAAGUACCGCAAUAGUCUUGACUGCUUGACGAAGAUUAUCCGCGAAGAGGGCGUGCAGAGACUCUGGGGAGGCACUACACCGAGGUUGGCACGGCUGAUGAUGAGCGGAGGUAUCGUCUUUGCCGUGUAUGAGAGGUUGAUUGGGGUGAUGACGUCCUUGUAGAGUAACUGGAGGAUCGUUGUAGCAUAUGCAUUCCGGUCUCAGCGGUCGGGAUACCUUUGUACGCUUUUUGUGCAAGUCUCUCCCGGCGGUGCACCUGUGUUUCCUUGCACGAUCUCAAGCUGAAGUUUUGAGAGCCUGGGUGAUCCCAAUGAUCA